Molecule: messenger RNA, 423 nt
Organism: Diversispora eburnea
Lineage: Eukaryota; Fungi; Glomeromycota; Glomeromycetes; Diversisporales; Diversisporaceae
Source: the annotation of a GenBank genome assembly
AUGGAUUCUGAUCCUUCCUUUUUUCAGAAUCUUAUGAAUAUAAUGAAGGAUAUUUCUAAUCACCUCUCUAACCACGAAAUAACCGCUUCUGGCAAGGGAAAAAAGAAUAACUCUUCAAGUAGUGAUGACAUGGAUGCAAUUACAAAAGGUAUGGCAGAAUUAUCAUUAAAUGUGGCUAAAAUCAAAAAAUCUCUACGUAGAUGUUCAUAUUGUCAUAAGACGGGUCACACUUCCCGCACUUGCCCUAAAAGAAAAAAGAGCAAAAGAAAAGCUCGCGUACACCAUAUUAGUAAAAAUGAUAACUCAGAAUCCGACAGUGAUUGCUCUGAUAGUGAAUCUGGAACAGAGUCCGAUUCUGGAGAGUCAUCAGGUGAAUCCGAUCAUAGUAUUGAUGUACAUUUUUCUAAAUCAAAAAAAAAGUGA